Messenger RNA from Galleria mellonella (greater wax moth), 4010 nucleotides. Its product is annotated as aldehyde oxidase 1-like. The coding region runs from base 16 to 3816 and encodes 1266 amino acids. Lineage: Eukaryota; Metazoa; Arthropoda; Insecta; Lepidoptera; Pyralidae. The transcript has 18 exons. Gene Ontology annotation, molecular function: iron ion binding; 2 iron, 2 sulfur cluster binding; FAD binding. The record is from RefSeq and is a predicted model, not a curated record.
CCUGCCAGUACAGACAUGGAUAGAGUGAGUUUCAAAGUAAAUGGCGUUAGUUAUUCGGUGGGUUGCGAGGUGAGUUCACAGAUGACCCUAGUGGAUUACCUCCGAGAUGUCCUGGAGCUACGUGGUACCAAGUACAUGUGCCGAGAGGGUGGUUGUGGCACUUGUACCGUCAGUGUUGUUAAAACAGCUGGCGCCAAACCGAUUGCCGUCAAUUCGUGUUUGGUGUCUGUAACGUCCUGUCAAGACUGGGACAUUACGACCAUAGAACAAGUCGGCAACCGGUUUAAGGGUUAUCAUCCGAUACAGAAUGCAUUAGUUGAGCACAACGGCACUCAAUGUGGAUAUUGUUCGCCGGGAUGGGUUAUGGCUAUGUACAGUCUUAUAAAAAAUAAAAACAACUUAACUAUGCUUGACAUAGAGAAAUCAUUUGGGAGCAACAUAUGCAGGUGUACGGGUUAUAGGCCAAUUUUAGAUGCAUUUAAGAAAUUUGCAAAAGAUGCACCUUUAAAUGAUAGAAUACUUGACAUAGAAGAUUUGCACAUUUGUAAUAAAACUGGCAAAAACUGUGACAAACAUGACUGUAAACAUGAUUGUAAAGAUGAUGAUUGGUGUAUAGUUUCAAAAUCUGAUGUGGAAGUACCAGUUCCAAUAAAUAUAGAUUUGAAAGAUGGAAGAUAUUGGUUUAAAGUAUCAACCAUAAGGGACGUAUUUGGAAUUUUAGGUACAAGAGGAGACGACUCUUAUAUGUUAGUUUCUGGAAAUACAGCAAAAGGUGCCUACCCUAUAGAUGAAUAUCCUCGAAUUCUAAUAGACAUAAGUGAAGUUUCGGAAUUAAAAGGAUGUUAUUUAGACCAAAAUUUGGCAAUUGGAGCUGGUAACACUUUAUCAGAUCUUUUAAAUAUCUUGCAAAAUAUGUCCAAAGUAGUUUAUUUUGAAUAUCUGAAGAAAUUUUACGAUCAUAUUCAAUCAGUAGCUCAUAUCUCUGUAAGAAACUUGGGAUCGAUAGCAGGUAAUCUGAUGAUUAAACAUCAGCACAAUGAGUUUCCUUCUGACAUUUUCCUCUUAUUAGAAACUGUCGGGGCUCAGUUGACUAUAGUUAAUCAACGAGGUUUACAAGAAAGAGUUUCAAUGGCGCAGUUCUUGAAAUUGAAUAUGAGAUCAAAAAUUAUACUAAACAUUUUAGUGCCACCCUUAAGCGAGGAUACUAAAAUUGUAACAUUCAAGAUAAUGCCCCGGGCGCAGAACGCUCACGCUGUAGUAAACGCUGGAUUCUUGUAUAGGUUGAGAAAAAGUGACAACAAAUUGUUACAAUGUAGACUGGUGUUUGGUGGACUGUCACCGCAAUUUUCUAGAGCAGCACUUACUGAAAGAUAUUUAUUUACAAAAAUGCCAUUCGCAAAUGACAUACUGUCAAAAGCAGUGGAAACAUUGGCUAAUGAAAUAGUGGUGACGGAAACAGGUCUCUUAUCAGAAUGGUCCACUGAUUAUAGAAAGAAACUGGCUUUAGGACUUUUUUAUAAAGGAUUAUUGACAAUAUGUCCACGCGAAUUAUUGGGCUCUCGUUAUGCCUCUGGAGCUAUCAAGAUACACGAAACAAGACCGGUUUCUGAUGCUCGCCAGAUAUUUGAUACAAAUCCCGCUUUGUGGCCAUUAAAUCAACCGUUAGAAAAAGUUGAAGCUAAGAUUCAGUGUUCAGGUGAGGCUCCUUACACGGAGGACUUACCUUGCAUUCCUAGAGAAGUGUUUGCUGCAUUUGCACUCUGCACUGUUCCUAGAGGGAAUAUAGAAAGUAUCGAUGCUAGCGUAGCCUUGAAUCAACCAGGCGUUUUAGCAUUCUAUACAGUAAAAGAUAUCCCGGGUAUAAAUUCGUUUACUCCACCAAAAUCUCCAUUGUAUUCGAACAACGAAGAGGUAUUAUGUGAUAAAGAGGUGAAAUAUUUUAACCAACCAUUUGGCAUAGUUGUAGCUGAAACACGACAUAUAGCUGAUAGAGCUGCAAAAUUGGUUAAGGUCAAAUACAGUAACGUAACAAAACCUGUAAUCAAUAUCAGAGAAGCCAAAAAUGACUCAAAAAGAUUGCAACAGUAUAUGUCUAGCGACUCUACAGAUAAAGGCAAUGAUGUAGUUAAAGUGAUAAAAGGAUAUAAUUAUUUUCAUGAACAAUAUCACAUGUGUAUGGAAACGUUAGUGUGCAUAACUCGACCUACGGAAGAAGGUAUAGAAGUACACGCAUCUACGCAAUGGUUAGACGGUGUACAAUUGAUGAUUUCACGAGCAUUGAAUAUGCAACAAAAUAGGAUUGAUGUAUAUGUUCGGCGACUUGGAGGAGCAUAUGGGAUUAAGAUAUCGCGUAUAACCCAAUUAGCGAUUGCUUGUAGUCUUGUAACUCAAAAACUUAAUAGACCGUGCAGAUUUAUUCAGUCUUUGACUACUAACAUGAGAGCGGUUGGAAAAAGAUAUAAUUGUUACAGCGAUUAUGAAGCCGGAGUUAAUGCUACAGGAAUAAUCCAAUAUUUGAAUUACAAUACAUACGAAGGAAAUGGAUAUACCAUUAAUGAAACUCUAUCAAUGCUUGGAGCUGGAGUUUUCAAUAAUUGUUAUAAUAAAACAAGAUGGAAUUUUAAAGGGUAUGAUGUUACGACUGAUUUAGCAAAAAAUACAUUUUGUAGAUCUCCAGGUACAUUCGAAGCUAUUUCAAUGAUAGAAUGUAUUAUGGAACACAUUUCAUACGAGCAAUCUUUAAACCCUGUAGAUGUACGAUUAGCUAAUUUAGAUGAACAAUAUAACGAUAUUAAAGAAAUGGUUGAAACGUUAAAGAAAAAUUCAAAUUACGAUGAAAGGAGAACAGCAGUUAUAAAAUAUAAUAAAGGAAACAGAUGGAAAAAACGUGGUUUGAGAACUUCCUUUUCAAGGUGGACACCAGGUGGAGGACAACAGUUAGAUAUAACACUGUCAGUAUAUCAUGGCGAUGGAACCGUUGCUAUAACUCAUGCUGGUGUGGAAAUGGGUCAAGGAGUGAACACUAAAGCAGUCCAGAUUUGUGCAUAUCUUCUAAAUAUACCUGUUACUAAAAUUCAGAUCAAAGGUAACAAUACAAUAAUAGCACCAAAUAGUUUUAUAUCUGGAGGCAGUUUAACUUCUACAAAUGUUACUGUUGGUGUACAAAGAUGCUGCGAGGAACUUUUAAAAAGACUGGAUCCGAUUAAAAAGGAAAUGAAUAAUCCAACUUGGGAACAAUUAAUAAGCAAAGCUUUUGAAUCAAAUAUUGAUUUACAAACUCAUGGAUUUAUAAAUGCUCUUGAUAGUGAAGAGUACAAUAUUUACGGUGUAGCAUGUGCUGAAGUAGAAGUAGAUAUACUAACAGGAGAAUUGGAGGUUAUACGAGUAGAUAUAAUACAAGACGUUGGACGAAGCGUAAAUCCUGAGGUUGAUAUGGGACAAGUAGAAGGUGCAUUUAUAAUGGGUUUAGGAUAUUGGACAAGCGAAAAACUAAUAUUUUCCAAUACUGGGGAAGUACUUACGGAUCGUACAUGGAAUUAUUACGUGCCUCAAGCAAGAGAUAUACCCCAAGAUUUUAGAGUGUAUUUUAAAAAGAAUUCAACAGGUCCCAAUAAAUUUUUUGGUGCUAAAGCAACUGGAGAACCUCCUAUGUGCCUCUCAGUAGUAAUACCCUUUGCCAUUAGGGAAGCUAUUGUUUCGGCAAGGUCAGAUUGUGGUCUUCCCAGCACUGCUUGGUUUCCUGUAGAUGGACCAUGUACCAUAGAAAGUAACUGCUUGUUGGCUGCAACUCCUGUCGAACAUUUUAAGUUCAACUGAAUAUGAUAUGAAAAUUAUGGACCCAGUAGAUAACGAUAGAGUGCGGAACUACUUUAUUCGCUAUCUCAUUUAAAAUAUUUUGACAGGUCUUUGGCCUGCGAAAAAAAAUCAUAAUAAGUGACUACAAUUAGAAACUCUGUUUAACCAAGUGUUAAUUAUUUUUUCUUGUAUUAUAUAAAAAGUAAACAAUAAAA